AUGAGCCGGAAGCUCGCCCCCGAAGCCAAUCGGAUUCUCUUUGUAAAGAACCUCAACUACAACGUCACAGCUGAGCAACUCUUUGACCUCUUCGGCAAAUUUGGUCCCAUCCGCCAAAUACGUCAGGGAAUCGCCAACAACUCGAAGGGCACAGCCUUUGUGGUUUACGAAGACGUUCAUGACGCCAAACAGGCAUGCGAUAAGCUCAAUGGGUUCAACUUCCAGAACAGAUACCUCGUCGUUCUAUAUCACCAGCCUGAGAAAAUGCUUAGGUCGAAAGAGGACUUGGCGGAAAGGCAAGAGAAUUUGGAGCGUCUCAAACAGCAACAUGGGAUAGAAUGA
Molecule: messenger RNA, 342 nt
Organism: Aspergillus niger
Lineage: Eukaryota; Fungi; Ascomycota; Eurotiomycetes; Eurotiales; Aspergillaceae
Exons: 5
Coding region: 1-342 (113 amino acids)
Cellular component (GO): cytoplasm; nucleus; ribonucleoprotein complex
Molecular function (GO): mRNA binding
Source: RefSeq, a predicted model, not a curated record